AUGUUUAUUAACAGACAUUUAACCAAGAAUUUUGGUUACUUUAAAAAGUUAGGCCUAAAAGGGCCCAAACCUGUGAUAAUAUUCGGUAAUCUAUUGGAUCUGCUCUUUGUUUCAAAGCCCGACCUCGAAGUGAAGCGAAUGAAACAAUUUGGUGCAAUCUAUGGCAUUUUCGAGGGCAGUCGACCGAUCAUACAAGUGGGCGAUCCGGAGAUUAUCAAACAGAUAUUGGUCGAGGAUUUCCGGAUGUUCAACACCAAAGUCCGUAUCGCAAACGUUGGUCACCCUAUCGUCGACCGCAUGCUGGUUGCGGUUCGGGGCAAACAGUGGCGCCGCAUGCGGGCAGCCAUACAGCCGGCGUUCACCACCGCUCGCACGCGUCGCCACUACCCUCUGGUCAGGCAAUGCGUUGACCAACAGUUGGUCAGUGUGUUGGAGGGGUACGCCCGGGAGGGCCGCCCCUGUGAGCUCAAGCGUACGUUUGGCUGCUUUUCCCUAAGCGUUAUAAACCGUAGCGCUUUUGGUAUCGCCACUGACCCCUACAGUCAGCCCCGACACCCGUUUGUACGCACGGCGUGGCCGUUGAUUGUGCUCCCGGUGUGGAAGUUGUUGGCCCUACAGGUGUUGUCGGGACGGCUGUUGAAAGCAUUUGGUUUGCGGUCUAUUUUUAAUGAGAAAACUAUUGAUAAUAUAUGCGAUAAUUUGAAGGGUGUGUUGAAAGCGAGGGAACAUUUGGUGGCGAAUAGUAUUGAUUUUUUGGGAGUAUUCAUGCGAUCAAAACUCGGUCCCAACGAACCCGAGCCUAACGAUGAUAUUGAAGGAGAAAAUUGUCUCGAAAUGAAAGCGAAAACGUUUGACAACAAUAUGUCGGACAACAAGAAGUUGACUGAAGAGGAAAUCCUUGCGCAGGGAUUCUUCAUAUACUUCACGGCUUUCGACCAAAUCUCAAACGUACUGUCGUUUUGUGUCUAUGAGUUGGCACUCAAUCCGGACGCUCAGCACCGGCUCUACGAAGAGAUUGCCGCCGCUGUGGACGCCGACGGGGAGAUCGGUUACGACGAGUUGUGUCGACUGCCACUACUGGACGCUGUGAUCAGCGAAACCCAACGCCUUCACGGCGGACCCGUUAAGUACCGGCGAAUACCCGGCCGUGAGUUCCCUUUGGGCCAAACCGGGAUUGUGGUGCCGAAGGGACAGCCGAUUGAGAUACUAGUUUACGCCAUCCAUCACUCGGAAGAGUACUUCCCGAACGCCUGUCAGUUCAUUCCCGAUAGGUUUUUACCCGAAAAUCGUCGCAAUAUAAAGCCGUAUACAUUCAUGCCGUUCAGCGCCGGACCCCGUGUUUGUGUGGGAAUGGCGUUCGCCUUAAUGGAGCUAAAGCUGGCGUUAGUUCAUGUGUUGCGUCGCUUCCGGUUCGCCGUCCAUAAGGACACAAAAGUGCCGCCAAUUGUCAAAACACAUCCCGUUAUGAAAGCGCCGAAAACUAUGUAUCUGUCGGUUGAGGCCAGAGAUUAAGUUAAUGUGUUAUUCUGUACUGUAUUUUCAUAUAUUAUUUAUAU
This is a messenger RNA of Medioppia subpectinata, 1556 nucleotides long. The record is from the annotation of a GenBank genome assembly. Lineage: Eukaryota; Metazoa; Arthropoda; Arachnida; Sarcoptiformes; Oppiidae.